This is a messenger RNA of Podarcis lilfordi (Lilford's wall lizard), 687 nucleotides long. The record is from the annotation of a GenBank genome assembly. Lineage: Eukaryota; Metazoa; Chordata; Lepidosauria; Squamata; Lacertidae.
AUGUACAGCGAGCAUGACAUCCUAGAAGAACCAGUUCAUAUGGAUAUCGCAAUAUCUAAUGCUAAAUGUAUGUCGGUAAUGGAGGAUAAGAUACAACCCCAAGAAGCAACUACCAGUCCUUCCCUCCAACCAGAACAACCCUCCGUGCUCUUAAUAGAUUUACAUGACCGUCCCUUGAUAAACAUACCUGAAGAAAGCAGCACACAACAGGAAAAAUCCCCUUCUACACAUUCAUCGAUGCCAGACCUGGAACCUUCUUAUAGCACUGACCAAUCAAGAGAUGAGGUGCCUUUGCCAACCUUCCCAAAUAGCCCACUCGCCCAGCCUUAUUCUUCUUUGCGGAGUAUUAUGGAUUCAACAGCAAGACCAGUGACGGAACUGACUGAAGAUCCAACAGGCCACAUAAAUCAAGUAGCCCAAAAGACCAGUAGCAGACUACAGAGAGACCAAACUUCUGACGAGAUAGAUGGACCACACCGGGUGGCCCACCAAACUCUUUUGGAAAAGGGGGCCGCCCCUGCUCAAGGUCCUACUCUUAGUAGAUCGAGUGGCCAAGUUCAACAGUCAGACAACCUUGUUAAUCCUCCCACUCAGCUUUUACGAGAGGUUUCUCAUCAGAGGAAGAUAACUGAUUUUUUUAUUGGCUCCCCUCUUCCCGUAUUAAAGUUGAGCCAACCUUCCGAAUGA